Messenger RNA from Didymosphaeria variabile, 3162 nucleotides. RefSeq lists its product as uncharacterized. Lineage: Eukaryota; Fungi; Ascomycota; Dothideomycetes; Pleosporales; Didymosphaeriaceae. Gene Ontology annotation, biological process: endocytosis; actin filament organization; clathrin coat assembly. The coding region runs from base 1 to 3162 and encodes 1053 amino acids. The transcript has 7 exons. The record is from RefSeq and is a predicted model, not a curated record. Gene Ontology annotation, molecular function: phosphatidylinositol-3,4-bisphosphate binding; actin filament binding; clathrin light chain binding. Gene Ontology annotation, cellular component: clathrin-coated vesicle; actin cortical patch.
AUGUCGCUCUACGGGUCCUCGCGCAAUGUGGACAUGGGAAAGCAGGAACAGGACCUUGCCAUCAAUAUCCGCAAGGCAACAAGCAUUGAAGAGACGGCUCCCAAGCGCAAACAUGUCCGCAGCUGCAUUGUCUACACAUGGGACCACAAGAGCUCUGCCUCCUUCUGGCAGGGGAUGAAAGUGCAGCCCAUUAUGGCCGACGAAGUCCAGACAUUCAAGGCGCUCAUCACCGUUCACAAGGUCCUCCAAGAAGGACACCCCGUAGUCCUUAGGGAAGCACAGGCCAACAUACAAUGGCUCGACAGCCUGCAGCGAGGCACUGGCGGCGGCGACGGUCUAAAAGGCUACGGACGCCUCAUCACCGAAUACGUUUAUUACCUUCAGGCCAAACUCGCCUUCCACCGCCAGCACCCAGAGUUCAACGGCACGUUUGAAUACGAAGAGUACAUCAGUCUCAAGUCGAUCAAUGACCCGAACGAGGGCUACGAGACGAUCUCGGACCUGAUGACAUUGCAAGACCAAAUAGACCAGUUCCAGAAAUUGAUCUUCUCCCAUUUCCGAAGUGCCAACAACAACGAAUGCCGCAUCUCAGCGCUUGUGCCGCUUGUUCAAGAGAGUUAUGGCAUUUACAAGUUCAUCACGAGCAUGCUUCGGGCGAUGCACACCACCCUCGGCGACGAUGAAGCACUGUCUCCUCUACGCGGCAGAUAUGACGCACAACAUUAUCGUCUUGUCAAGUUCUACUAUGAGUGCUCGAACCUUAGGUAUCUCACAAGCUUGAUCACCGUACCGAAGCUGCCGCAAGACCCACCGAACCUCCUCUCGGAGGACGAGUCGGCGCCUGCACUACCCGCGCGGCCUAAGGCUGCGGAGGAAGCAGCACCGCCACCACGUGCACAAUCUGUGGAUCCCGAGCCUAUUAACGAAUUCUGGAAAAAUGAUCAAAAGAGACAGCAGGAGGAAUACGAAGCCGAGCAGCGAAGGCUGCAAGAGCAAUGGGAAGCAGCUCAGCGACAGCAGCAAGAGGCACAAAUGCGCGCACAGCAGGACUUUGAGGAACAACAGCGGAUGCAGGCAGAACAGGCUCGCUUAGCCCAAGAGCAACUGCUGCGCGAGCAAUACCAGCAACAGACUCAAGGGCGUCUCGCCGAUUUAGAGCGGGAGAACUUGAAUGCGCGCGCGCAGUACGAGCGUGAUCAGCUUAUGCUCCAACAAUACGACCAAAGGAUGAAGGCCUUGGAGGGCGAGAUUCAGCAAAUGAACAUAAACUUCCAGCAACAGAUGGGUUCACGGGACGACCAGAUCAAGGCGCUGCAAGAGCAGCUCAACACGUGGAGGUCAAAGUACGAAUCGCUGGCUAAAUUGUAUUCGCAGCUGCGUCAUGAACACCUCCAGCUUCUACAAAAGUUCAAGUCCGUUCAACUGAAGGCCAAUUCUGCACAAGAAGCUAUCGAUGCGCGAGACAAGCUUCAGCGCGAAUUAAAAACGAAAAAUCUUGAGCUCGCUGAUAUGAUUCGUGAGCGUGAUCGAGCGCUACUCGACAAGGAUCGUAGCUCUGGUGGUCACAAGGACGAACUGGAGAAAGUCAAGCGCGAGCUCCGCUUUGCCUUGGAAAGGGCAGAAAAUGCAGAGCGAGGCAAAGGCUCGGAGUUGUCGGCCAUGCUUUCGAGACAUAAUAGGGAGAUUGCGGAUCUCGAAGAGGCUUUGCGUAAUAAGACGCGCGCUUUGGACGAUGUACAGAUGAAAUACCGCGAAGGCGACUCAGACCUCGAACGCCAAUUGCGCGAAAAGGAAGAAGAGCUGGAGAUUUUCCGAGCAGGCAUGGAUCAAACUCUCCUGGAAUUGGAAGCGAUGAAGUUGAACCAGAACGCCGGCAACAGUGCAAUGGACGAUGGCCUCGAUGAGCUCAUUGCGCAGAGCUUGCAGAAGAUUAACGAUAUCAUUGACUCCGUGCUCCAGAGCGGAGUACAGCGGGUGGAUGACGCCUUGUAUGAACUCGACUCGUCCAUGCAUGCUGGAAAUCAAAACGCGUCUGGCGCUUUCGUUCUUUCACAGAUCGAAAAGGCGUCUACAUGUGCCAUGGAUUUUGCUACAGCUUUCAAUGGAUUCAUCGCGGACGGACCGAAUGCUACGCACAAAGACGUAAUCAAUACUGUCAAUGCAUUUGCCGGUGCAAUUGGGGAUGUCUUGAGUGAUACCAAGGGUCUCACCAGGUUUGCUUCAGACGACAACAAGGCGGAUGCUCUCCUCAAUGCCGCGCGGCAAUCUGCAACGGCCACCGUGAAAUUCUUCCGCAACGUACAAUCCGUACGUCUGUAUGAUCUGGAUGCAGACGGCAAAUUCAACGUUGUUGUGAAUAACAAUGCCGAGGUCCUUCGCAAUCUGCAAAGUUUGUCGAAGUUGGCAGAUGCAUUCGCACCGAAGAGCAAGAUCACCAACGCUUCCGGAGAUCUUGGGGAAUUAGUCGAGGACGAGCUUACAAAGGCCGCUAAUGCUAUUGACGCUGCCGUUGAGCGACUUUCCAAGCUGAAGAACAAGCCACGAGAUCAAUUCUCGACAUACGAGCUUAAGAUUCACGACUCUAUCCUUGACGCCGCAAUUGCUGUGACGAAUGCAAUUGCUCAGCUCAUCAAAGCGGCAACCGAGUCACAGAAGGAAAUUGUUCGUGAAGGUAGGGGCAGCAUGACCCGCACCCAGUUCUACAAGAAGCACAACCGCUGGACUGAGGGACUCAUCAGCGCCGCCAAGGCCGUUGCCUCCUCCACGAAUACCCUCAUUGAGACCGCUGAUGGCGUGAUCUCUGGUCGCAACUCGCCUGAACAACUCAUUGUUGCAUCCAACGACGUGGCCGCUUCGACCGCGCAGCUUGUAGCUGCUAGUCGUGUGAAGGCUAGCUUCAUGAGCAAGACACAGGACCGACUGGAGAAUGCAUCAAAGGCGGUCACAGGUGCCUGCCGUUCGUUGGUGAGGCAGGUACAGGACAUUAUUGCGCAGAGAAAUAAGGAUGAGGGCGAAUCAACGGAUUACAGCAAGCUCAGUGAUCAUGAGUUCAAGGUCCGACAGAUGGAACAGCAAGUCGAAAUAUUACAGCUCGAAAACUCCCUUGCUCAGGCCAGGUCGAGGCUGGGUGAGAUGCGGAAGUUGUCAUACCUGGAAGAGUAG